This is a messenger RNA of Arachis ipaensis, 3933 nucleotides long. NCBI's taxonomy places the organism in Eukaryota, Viridiplantae, Streptophyta, Magnoliopsida, Fabales, Fabaceae. The record is from RefSeq and is a predicted model, not a curated record.
CAUAAUGUAACCAUAGUUUAGUAGUUGACGAAUGACCAUAAAGACCAAAAAGAAAGCACAGUAGUCUUGCAUUGCAUUAUUGGCUCCUCUAUCUUCUAGUCUGUGUUGAAUCGAAGCAAAGCUAAAGAAAGAGAAAUGGCUGCUGCAAUUGUGGGAGAAGCGUUGCUCUCAGCUGCUGUGGAAGCUUUAGCAGAAAAGAUCACCACUGAGAUAUCGGAGUUCUAUCGGAGCAAGAAACUUGAUGAAUCACUGCUGAAGAAGCUGAAAGUGACGCUGCUAAGCCUUGAUGCUUUUCUAAAUGAUGCUGAGGAGAAGCAGAUCAGCAAGGCUCCUGUGAAGGCAUGGCUUGAUGAGCUCACUCAAGCUCUCUUUGACGCCGAUGACUUGAUCGAUGACAUCGCCACCGAAGCUCUCCGUCGCAAAGUGGAAGCCCGCUAUCAUCAAAGUGUCGCUGCUAAGGUGCGAAAGGUCCUCUCCUCUCCUUUUAAGUGGCCUUACCGAGAGAUUAAUUCCAAGAUGCAGAAAUUGUUUGAAAGAUUAGAGCACUUUGCACAGAGAGCACACAACCUUCCAUUGGAAAAAGGUGUUUCUAGCAAUGUUUGGCGUGCAACACCUACAAAUUCUGCUUUUGAUGACUCUGCUAUUUGUGGCAGAGAUGACGAAAGAAAGAAUCUUCGAGAGUAUUUGCUGUCAGAAGAUGUUGUUAUUGAUGGUGGCAGUAAAAUAGGAGUGCUUGCCAUUGUUGGCAUGGGAGGGCUCGGGAAAACGACCCUGGCUAAACUCUUAUACAAUGAUGCUCAAGUUAAAGAAAAGUUUGAUGUGAAAGCAUGGGCAUCUGUCUCCAAAGAUUUUGAUGUUGUCAAGUUGGCAAAAUCUCUUCUUGAAUCUGUCACAUCUGUAGCAACAACUUUGGAUAACUUCGAUACCUUGCGAGCAGAAUUGCAAAAGAAGUUGUCGGAUAAAAGAUUUCUGCUUGUGUUGGAUGAUAUAUGGAAUGCAGGAUAUGUUGAUUGGACCAAUCUGAUGCACAUUUUUAAUGUUGGCGAAUUGGGAAGCAAAAUCAUUGUUACAACACGACAUGAAAGAGUUGUGAGUGUUGUAAAUGCUACACAGACCUGCCCUCUAAAACCACUGGUGAUUGAAGAUUGUUGGACUUUAAUUUCAAAACAUGCAUUUGCAACACAUAAAUGCACUGAGCAGUCCAACCUAGAAGAAACUGGAAGAAAAAUUGCCGAAAGGUGUGGUGGCUUGCCAUUAGCUGCAGUUGCAUUGGGUGGUGUUCUUCGCACAAACUUAUCAAAUGAUUACUGGAAUAAAGUGUUAACUAGCAACCUUUGGAAUCUGACAAAAGAGGAUGUGCAACCAGCUCUGCUUUUGAGCUAUAAUUUCCUUCCCGCCUCUUUGAAACAAUGCUUUGCUUAUUGUGCAAUUUUCCCAAAAAACUCGAAGCUGCGAAAAGAGGCGUUAGUUCAGCUAUGGAUGGCACAGGGAUUUGUUUAUGUGUCCCAAAAUGAGAAAAGCAUUGAAGAAGUAGGCGGUGAAUACUUUGAUGAACUAGUGGCAAGGUCAUUGUUACGACGUUCUGCCGAUGGGGAACACUUUGAAAUGCAUGACCUCAUCAACGAUUUGGCAACCAUGGUUUCUUCCCCAUAUUGUAAGAGGCAUGACAAGGAAACGCAACUUGGAAAUCUAAACAAAAUUCGUCAUUUAUCUUAUGAGAAAAGUAUGUCUAACCAUUUUGACGAACUUGAUUCCCUUCAUGGAUUGAAAGGCUUACGUACACUCACAGCAUUACCGUUAGAAUUUGGUUACAUGAUCUUCCGCCAUUACCUAGAGAAUGAGGUAUUGCAUGAGUUGUUGGUAGCAUUGAAACAGUUGCGGGUGUUAUCCCUGUCAUCCUACAACAAUAUCACUGUUUUGCCGAAUUCUAUUGGCCAUAUAAAGCAUUUGCGAUACCUAGAUCUAUCUUGCAGUGGAAUUGAAAGGUUGCCUCCUGCAAUAUGCAAGCUCUACAAUCUACAGACCUUGUUGUUAACUUAUUGUAGGGAUCUUACUGAGUUGCCUGAGGAGAUGGGAAAAUUGGUGAAUCUACGCCACCUUGCUAUUGAUAAUUGUAUAAAUCUUACUGAGUUGCCCAAGGAGAUGGGAAAAUUGGUGAAUCUACGCCACCUUGAUAUUAGUUGGUGUUGUGCUCUUACUGAGUUGCCUAAGGAGAUGGGAAAAUUGGUGAAUCUACGUCGUCUUGAUAUUGAUGGUACCGGAUUGCAGGAGAUGCCCGUAGAAAUAGCCAAACUGGAAAAUCUGCAAAGUUUGAGUCGUUUUAUUGUCAGCAAACAACAACAUGGACUGAAGCUUGCAGAAAUGAGAAAAUUUCCCCAUUUACAAGGUCAACUCCGCAUCUCAAAUCUAGAAAAUGUUUUUGAUCCGUCUGAUGCUUAUCAAGCCAAUUUGAAGGAGAAAAACCAAAUUGAGGAGUUAUCAUUGGAAUGGAGUGAUUCCAUCUUGGAAGACUCCCAACAAGUUGUACUUGAACAUCUGCAGCCCUCAACUAGUCUGAAGAAACUGAGUCUUAAAUGCUACGGUGGAUCUACUUUCCCAAGCUGGUUGGGUGAUUCCUCAUUUGGCAACAUAGUGGGUUUGAGGAUUGAAGAUUGUGAUCAUUGUUCUUCAUUGCCACCUCUUGGACGACUACAUAGUCUAAAAGAACUCUUCAUUUCAGGUAUGAGAUCAGUGAAGAGUAUUGGGUCUGAAUUUUACGGAGGUAAUUCCCCUUCUUUCCAACCGUUUCCCUCCUUGGAGACUUUGAGUUUUGAGUUUAUGUUAGAGUGGGAGGAAUGGAACAUGAUAGAUGGUAUAACUAGUGAGUUCCCCCGUCUAUCACACUUAUCUCUUUCUUUCUGUCCGAAGCUGAAAGGAACUUUACCCAGCAAUCUUCCUUGUUUGGUUACACUUGAAGUAAUGUAUUGUCGUGUACUUGAAUCAGAGUUUUCAGGAGAAGUGGAUAACAGAAACAUAAUGAGACCAUUGAAUCUAUUCAAUUUUAACUCUCUUCAAGAUUUAUCUCUCAAUACAAUUCCUUCCCUGACGUCCUUCCCGAGCAAUGGUCUACCCAAAGCGUUAAAGACACUUUCUAUCAGAGAUUGUGAGAGCCUUGAAUUCCCAACUCAUGAGUUCCUUCAGAGUUGCAAGGCACUUGAGGAUUUGUCCAUAAUGAGUAGCUGUUGCUCGCUGACGUCAUUUCCCUUAGGUUCUCUCCCUGUGCUCAAGCGUCUUCUACUUAGCAAAUGUAAAAAAUUGAAAUCAAUUUCAAUUUUGGAAGAAGAAGCAGCAAGCCAAUCUCUCAUGUUUCUUGAACAUCUCAGAGUAGAUGAGUGUCCUGAACUGGAGUCGAUUUCCCUACUCGAUUUGUGCACUCCUAACCUGCGUUCUUUUUGGGUAAAGAAAUGCGACAAGAUUAAUUCAUUACCAGAACCAAUUAAUAAUCUCAGUGGCCUCCAAACAUUAUGGAUUUGUGAUGUUCCAAAUUUGGAAUCCAUUGCAGAAGAGGGUUUGCCUUUCAAUUUAACGACACUAAUUGUCGGCAAUGAAAAAGGGGUUUAUUGCAAUACAGAUAUCACCAAGUGGGGCUUGGACCGACUCACUUCUCUUUCAUAUUUGAGUAUUCAAGGUGAGUAUCUGGUUAAGAAGCUGAUGGAAAUACAAUUGCCCUUGUUGCCCAAUUCUCUUGAGAUGCUGGAAAUAGAAGGUGCACGUGAAAUACAACAUUUGGAUGGGAAGUGGCUUCAGCCAUCUCACCUCCCUCAAAACUCUUGAGUUGGUAGCAUGUGACAAGCUCAAGUCACUGCCAAAAGAAGGGCUGCCCUCCUCAAUUUCAAGUCUAGAAAUUCGGAGAUGCCCAAUGUUGAGAGCAAGUUAUGAGAGAAAGAAAGGGAA